GCCGCCUGCAGCAGGAGACUGAGGGGAAUAACACAGUCCUCAUCCCCUGUUUCCACACUCUUCUCUAGACUUACAUACCAAAGGGGAUACAGUAUUUUUCUUUUUCAGUUAAUUUUCUUUAGUCUGGUUUUUGACGGAUAAGGACAUAUUGGACACAUCAGGCCAGUUUACAUGAUAUAGGAAAGAAAGAGGAAGGGAGCCAGAGAUGGACCAAAAUCUGUUCGGAGGGGCUCCUCGGUUCCUGACCCGGCCCAAAGCGUUCUCCCUCAGUGUAGGUCGAGAUGCUACUCUCAGCUGCACUGUUGUAGGGAACCCUGUCCCUGCUGUCACUUGGGAAAAGGGCAAGCUACAUAUAUCCACUGGAGGACGCUUCAAAACUAUAGAAGAUGGGGAUGUGUAUCGACUCACCAUCUAUGAUCUCACAUUGGAUGACAGCGGGCAGUACAUGUGCCGUGCCAAGAAUAAUGUUGGGGAGGCUUAUGCAGCUGUCACUCUGAAGGUGGGCCUUCCAGCAGCAGUAGUGGAUCGUGCCCCUGCAUUCACUGUGAAGCCCACUUCCUCUCGUGUGGGUUUAGGGGGUGAUGUUACCUUCUUUUGUCGUGUAGCAUCCCACCCUGAUCCCAGCUUUGAAUGGGAGAAGGAUGGACGUUAUUUGGGUGAGACCAAUCGCAUAAAGAUCACUUCAGACAGUGAGUCCAGCUGUCUGCGUAUUCAGAGCGUGAGGAACAUAGACGGUGGCACCUACACCUGCAGGGCACAAAACUCAAUUGGUCGUGCUCAGGCUGCUGCUGUCCUGGUGGUGGACAUGCAGGACACACAACUACUCAAUGUUGACAAGAGUACCUCCCUCCUCUCACACAUGCAGAAACGCAAAGAGGAAAUGUGCAAGGACAUCUCCCUCUUCCGCAUGUCCGAGAGCUCCUCCUCAGCCUCAUCAAAGAUUGUGGACGAUAUCAGCAGCUUGCGGAUUGCCAUUGAUCAGGGACAGCAAGUCUCAGCUUUAGCUAAAAAGUUACCCAAAGGUGUUUUCACCCGAACCUGCAUGGUGACAGAGGGCAAACAUGCUAAGCUCAGCUGCUUUGUCACAGGCCACCCCAAACCCCAGAUCAUCUGGAGGAAGGAUGGAGUGAACAUCACCGAAGGUCGUAGACAUGUCAUGUAUGAGGACCAAGCAGAGAACUUCAUUCUCAAAGUCCUUUACUGCAAGCAGAGUGACAACGGCCUAUACACCUGCAAUGCCUCCAACAUGGCCGGGCAGACUUACAGUGCCGUGCUUGUGAUUGUUAAAGAGCCAAAAUUGCCAUUCAAGAGAAAGCUGCAGGAUGUGGAGGUGAAGGAGAAAGAGUCUGCCAUGUUGCAGUGUGAGGUGCCUGUGUCGACAACACAGGCCAGUUGGUUCAUGGAGGAGACUCGCCUGGAACAGAAUGCAAAGUACCGCAUGGACGAGGAGGGCACGCUCCGUCGCCUCACCAUUCACAAUGUCACAACCAAUGAUGAUGCUGUCUACAUCUGUGAAAUGAAGGAGGGAAGCCGCACUGUGGCUGAGCUCACUGUUCUGGGCAACAUCACCAAGAAGCUGCCUAGACGGACAGUUGUGCCCGUGAGUGAUACAGUCAUCUUCUGUGUGGAGCUUGAGCAUCCUGUGGAUGAUGCUUUCUGGACCAGGAAUGAAGAGAUGCUGAAAGAGGAUUCCAGAGUCACCAUUGCCCGCACACUCAAGCAAUACACUCUCACUAUCCGUGACUGCACUGCAGAGGACUCAGGCGAGGUGGCCUUUAUUGCCCGAGACUGCAAGACCUCCACUCGAUUCUCUGUUACUGCACCAAGGAAAUAUCCCCCUGAUCCUCCAGUCAACCCAGUCGUGUGCAGCAAGACUGAUGUCUCUAUUAGUUUGAGUUGGUCGCGACCUGACAGUGAGCGGCCAGUGCCCAUCAAUGGCUAUGUUGUGGAGAAGAGGAAAGUCGGGGCUCAGACUUGGGUUAAAGUCACAGGCAUGGAAAUUUUGUGUAGCAGUAAAUGUACUAUCAGCAAUAUCGCUGAGGAAGGCAGCUACCAGUUCCGUAUUUCAGCUGUCAAUGAUUAUGGUCAAAGUGCCUUUCUAGAAGUUCCUGGAACAUUCUACCUAGAGCCCACAGCAUCAGUAAAGAGUGGCCUGCAAAACUGUAGCGUUUCCUCUGGUGAGGAGGCCAGCUUUACUGUGGAGCUCUCUGCAGUGUGCUCUGGUCUUUGGACCCUGAAUGGCCAAGUAAUACGCAGUGGAGUUGACUACCUUAUCACUCGCACAAAGACCAAUCACACACUAGUAAUACGGGAGGUCAGAACAGCGCUGGAUGGAGCCCAGGUCAAAUUUGUGGGUGGAGGAUCAGAGAGCAUGUGCACUCUUAGUGUAAAAUCUGCUCCUGCUCGUUUCACUAAGAAAUAUUCUGAUGCAGAGGUGUUCACAUUCAGCGCCCAUUCCUCUGCCCUGCUGCACACAGACGUGUCAGAUGCCAGCAUUCAGGUCACAUGGAUGAGAAAUGGCAAGGAACUAAGAAUGGGUAAGAAGUAUGAGGCUUUGAGUGUGGAUUGUAGACGCACCCUGACCAUUCAUAAUGUGACCGAUGAUGACGCAGGCAUUUAUGAGUGUGUGUGUGAUGGUGAUAGGAUGUCCAUCCACCUCGCUGUAAAAGAGGAGCCAGCUAAGUUUAUUACCAAGCCCAGGACUGAACCCCUGGAGGCUUCUCCUCUGAUGGGUGAUGUGGUGCUCAGCUGUGAGGUGCCAUCUCCUAGAACUACUGUUGUGUGGAAGAAAGAGCAAAAAGAAAUUGUGGAGGACCAGAGAACAACCUUUGUGUCCCAAGGGAUGCAGAGAAAGCUGGUUAUCAAAGGAGCUAAACAGAGCGAUGAAGGACGCUAUUCAUGUGAGACGGCAGAGGACAAGAUCACAUUCCAGGUCAAAAUAAAAGAAACGCAAGCCACCUUUAUCAACAAGGACUCCUAUCAGAGAGAGGUGAAAGUCUCUACCUCCCAGAAAGCUACACUGAGCUGUGAAGUGUCUGACUCCAAAACCGAGGUGAAAUGGUAUAAAGACGGCAAACAUCUGAGCUCCAGUAAGACUGUUAGUAUGGAGGCAAAAGGUAAAAUUCGUCAGUUGGUGUUAUGCAAUGUGGAAAAGACAGAUGCUGGAGAGUACACCUGUGAAGUUGGAAAUGAAAAGCUGUUCUUUAAAAUUCAAGUUGCAGACACUCAAGCUGCAUUCAUCAGCAAGGACUCCUAUCAGAGAGAAGUAAAUGUGUCUGCCUCUCAGAAAACUACACUAAGCUGUGAAGUGUCUGACAUGAGAACUGAGGUGAAAUGGUACAAAGAUGGCAAGCCCUUGAGCUCCAGCAGGACCGUCCACUUGGAGGCAAAGGGCAAGAGCCGUCAGCUAGUUUUGGACAGUAUUGAGAAGAUAGAUGCAGGAGAGUACAUCUGUGAAGCCGGGAAUGAGAAGCUAGUAUUUAGUGUUAAAGUAUCAGACACUCAAGCUACUUUCAUCAACAAAGACUCCUAUCAGAGGGAGGUGAAAGUUUCUGCCUCUCAGAAAUGUACAUUGUGCUGUGAAGUGUCUGAUGUGAAUACUGAGGUGAAAUGGUAUAAAGAUGACAAACAGCUGAGCUCCACCAGGACUGUUCACAUGGAGGCAAAAGGCAAGAGCCGUCAGCUAGUAUUGGACAGUGUGCAGAAGAAAGAUGCUGGAGAGUACAUCUGUGAGGUUGGGAAUGAGAGGCUGGUAUUCAAGAUUCAAGUAUCAGAAACUCAGGCUGCAUUUAUCAACAAGGACUCAUAUCAGAGAGAAGUUAAAGUCUCUGCCUCUCAGAAAGCUACACUAUGCUGUGAAGUGUCAGACAUGAAAACUGAGGUGAAAUGGUCCAAAGAUGGCAAGCCCUUGAGCUCCAGCAGGAUUGUCCAUAUGGAGGCAAAGGGCAAGAGCCGUCAGCUGGUGUUGGACCAUGUGGAGAAGAAAGAUGCUGGAGAGUAUAUCUGUGAGGCUGGAAAUGAAAAGCUGGUGUUUAAGAUUCAGGUGGCAGACACCCAGGCUGCUUUCAUCAACAAGGACUCCUAUCAGAGAGAGGUGAAAGUCUCUGCUUCUCAGAAAGCUACUCUAAACUGUGAAGUAUCAGACAUGAAAACCGAGGUAAAAUGGUAUAAAGAUGGAAAACAGCUGCGUUCCAGCAGAACUGUCCAUCUGGAGGCAAAGGGCAAGAGCCGUCAGCUGGUGUUAGACAGUGUGGAGAAGAAAGAUGCUGGAGAGUACACCUGUGAGGCUGGAAAUGAGAAGUUGGCCUUUAGAAUAUUAGUUACAGAAAGUCAAGUAGCUUUCAUCAACAAAGACUCCUAUCAGAGGGAGGUGAAAGUUUCUGCCUCUCAGAAAGCUACACUUAGCUGUGAAGUAUCUGACAUAAAGACUGAGGUGAAAUGGUAUAAAGAUGGCAAGCAGCUGAGUCCCAGCAGAACUGUCCACACGGAGGCAAAGGGCAAGAGCCGUCAGCUGGUGUUAGACAGUGUGGAGAAGAAAGAUGCUGGAGAGUACACCUGUGAGGCUGGAAAUGAGAAGUUGGCCUUUAGAAUAUUAGUUACAGAAAGUCAAGUAGCUUUCAUCAACAAAGACUCCUAUCAGAGGGAGGUGAAAGUUUCUGCCUCUCAGAAAGCUACACUUAGCUGUGAAGUAUCUGACAUAAAGACUGAAGUGAAAUGGUAUAAAGAUGGCAAGCAGCUGAGUCCCAGCAGAACUGUCCACACGGAGGCAAAGGGCAAGAGCCAUCAGCUGGUGUUAGACAGUGUGGAGAAGAAAGAUGCUGGAGAGUACACCUGUGAGGCUGGAAAUGAGAAGUUGGCCUUUAUAAUAUUAGUUACAGAAAGUCAAGUAGCUUUCAUCAACAAAGACUCCUAUCAGAGGGAGGUGAAAGUUUCUGCCUCUCAGAAAGCUACACUUAGCUGUGAAGUAUCUGACAUAAAGACUGAGGUGAAAUGGUAUAAAGAUGGCAAGCAGCUGAGUCCCAGCAGAACUGUCCACACGGAGGCAAAGGGCAAGAGCCGUCAGCUGGUGUUAGACAGUGUGGAGAAGAAAGAUGCUGGAGAGUACACCUGUGAGGCUGGAAAUGAGAAGUUGGCCUUUAUAAUAUUAGUUGCAGAAAGUCAAGUAGCUUUCAUCAACAAAGACUCCUAUCAGAGGGAGGUGAAAGUUUCUGCCUCUCAGAAAGCUACACUUAGCUGUGAAGUAUCUGACAUAAAGACUGAGGUGAAAUGGUAUAAAGAUGGCAAGCAGCUGAGUCCCAGCAGAACUGUCCACACGGAGGCAAAGGGCAAGAGCCGUCAGCUGGUGUUAGACAGUGUGGAGAAGAAAGAUGCUGGAGAGUACACCUGUGAGGCUGGAAAUGAGAAGUUGGCCUUUAGAAUAUUAGUUACAGAAAGUCAAGUAGCUUUCAUCAACAAAGACUCCUAUCAGAGGGAAGUGAAAGUUUCUGCCUCUCAGAAAGCUACACUUAGCUGUGAAGUAUCUGACAUAAAGACUGAGGUGAAAUGGUAUAAAGAUGGCAAGCAGCUGAGUCCCAGCAGAACUGUCCACACGGAGGCAAAGGGCAAGAGCCGUCAGCUGGUGUUAGACAGUGUGGAGAAGAAAGAUGCUGGAGAGUACACCUGUGAGGCUGGAAAUGAGAAGUUGGCCUUUAUAAUAUUAGUUACAGAAAGUCAAGUAGCUUUCAUCAACAAAGACUCCUAUCAGAGGGAGGUGAAAGUUUCUGCCUCUCAGAAAGCUACACUUAGCUGUGAAGUAUCUGACAUAAAGACUGAGGUGAAAUGGUAUAAAGAUGGCAAGCAGCUGAGUUCCAGCAGAACUGUCCACACGGAGACAAAGGGCAAGAGCCGUCAGCUGGUGUUAGACAGUGUGGAGAAGAAAGAUACUGGAGAGUACAUCUGUGAGGCUGGAAAUGAAAAGCUGGUGUUUAAGAUUCAGGUGGCAGAUGUUUCUGCUAAAUUCCAGAAGAAAUCUGUUACUAAAGAAGCUAUAGUGGUGCAAGAAACAGAGAACAUUUUACUGACCAGUGAGGUGACAUCGGAAAAUGCAAAUGUUAGUUGGUUCAGGGAUGGCGUACAGUUGAAAGAUGGCAAUAGGUAUGAAAUGAAGAAAGAUGGUCUCUCUUGUGUUCUCAUUGUUAAAUCUUCUGAAGCAAAGGAUAGUGGCACUUACAUAUGUCAAGUGGAUAAUGACAACAUGGAAUUCAAAGUUAAUGUAAAAGAGGCUCCUCUAAAGUUUGUGAUUAGGUUGGAGCCAGUAUCUGUAGUUCUGGAGGGCACCAUGACCUUGUCCUGCCAACUGAACAAAGCUGUAGGUGACGUCCUCUGGAGACACAACGGCAAGGAAGUCAAGCCUGGUGGAAGAUUUACCAUUCGUGUUGAUGGAGCACACCGCAUAAUGACAGUGUCUUCUAUAGUCCAGGAGGACGAAGGAGAAUACAGUUGUGAAUGCAAAGAUGACAAGACCACUGCCAUCAUCACCACCAAAGCACCACGCUUGGUGAAGUUCAUCUCCAAGUUGAACAACGUUGUUGCAAAUGAAGGCAAGGAUGCCAUUUUUAAAUGUUCCAUCACCCCUGUGGAUGUAAGCGUGAGGUGGCUUUACAAAGGUGUGCCUGUAACUGCUGGGCCCAAGUUCAAGAUUGCUCAUGGAGGCACCAGCCAUUCUCUCACAAUAAUUGCUGUCACACCUGAGGAUACAGGAGAUAUCAGUGUAGAUGCUGAGAGCAAAGUAUCUACAGCAACUCUACAAGUGCAACAGCUCCCAGUUACCUUCAAGAAGAAGCUUGAGAAUGUAACAGUUCAGGAACAAGACACAGUGCAGCUGGAAGUAGAAUUGAGCAGGCCAUCCAGUGAAGUGAGGUGGAUGAGGAACGGUGUGGUGCUGCAGCCUGGAGGCAAUCUGAAGAUACAGACUGAUGGUGCCAAACAAAUGCUGAUCUUCAAAAAUGUGACUUAUGCUGACCGAGGCCUCUACUCCUGCGAGACCUUAGAAGACAAGACUCAGGCCAAACUCACAGUAGAAAUGAAGAAGAUUCACAUGGUAAAAGGCUUGAAGGAGGUAAAAGCUGAAGAACAAGAGACAGUAACACUGGAGGUAGAACUUACCCAACCUGAUGUGGAGGGUUCCUGGAGCAAGGAUGGCCAAAAACUGAGGACAAGUCCCAAAGUCCUCAUUACCACUCUGGGACAUAAGCAUUCAUUAACCAUGUCACAGUUAAAGACGGAGGAUGGUGGCAUCAUCACUUUCCAGGCAGAAGGUGUCCAUACUUCUGGAAAACUCAUUGUGACUGAACCUGCUGCAAAGAUCCUCAAACCUCUAGGAGAUGUUAAAAUCCCAGAAAAAGAAAAAGUCAUAUUUGAGUGUGAAGUGUCCAGACCAAAUGCUGAUGUUAAGUGGUUUAAGGAUGAUGAGGAGCUAAAACCAGGGAAGAAAUAUGGAAUGCAUUCCCAGGGUCGCAAACGUAGCCUUAUCAUCCAGAAGUGUUCUUAUGAAGACCAAGGCUUGUACAUAUUGAAAACAACUGAUGACAACACAUCAGCAAAACUGACUGUCCAUGCCAGAGAUAUUAAGAUCAUAAAGAAGUUGCAGGACUUAGAGGUAACAGAAAAAGAAAGUGCAGUGUUUGUCUGCGAGUUGUCUCAUGAUGAAGUUGAGGGCCGGUGGUAUAAGGGUGAGGUCAAACUCAAACCUGGGGACAACAUCAAGAUGAGACAAGAAGGAAGGACGUUUAUUCUACUUUUCAAAUCUGUGAAGGCUGAAGAUGCAGCUGAAAUCAAGUUUGUGGCUGAGAAGGCCUCAUCAACUGCUAGGCUAAUGGUCAAAGAGCUUCCAGUGAGAUUUGUGAAGAAACUGAGAGAUAAAAUUGCCAUGUACAAGCAUCGUGGGCACUUAGAGUGUCAGGUGUCUCGGGCAAGUGCCAAGGUCAAAUGGUAUAAGGAGAAGACAGAGAUCAAACCCAGUAAGAAGCAUGAAAUCUCCAGUGAGGAUAUCUACCGCAAGCUCACCAUUAAUGAUGUGGAUUCCGGAGAUGAGGCCACAUAUACGUGUGAUGCUAUUGAUGACAAGACCACAUGUCAACUGCUGGUCGAGGAGCAGGCAAUCAGCAUUGUGAAGGAGCUUAGUGCAGUGGAGGUGACAGAACCAUUUGCAGCUCACUUUGAGGUCGAAAUUAGUGUGGAAACAGUCAAGCCAGUGAAGUGGACCCUUAAUGGAGAAUGUCUUAAGGAAAGCAGCGAUAUUGAGAUGGAGAAUGAAGGGACAAUGCAUCGCCUUACUUUUAAGAAGACCAAGGCAUCCAUGUCAGGUUCUGUGCAGUUCACUGCUGGAAAAAGCAAAUCAACAACUGAGCUCAUUGUCAAAGAGCGCCCCAUUGAAGUGGUGGAGCCUCUCAGAAAUUUAACUGGCAAGGAGAAGGCAUCAGCCAGGCUUACAUGUAAGCUAUCGGCUACUCCUAAAGAAGUACGUUGGUUUAAGGGUCAAACUGCUCUGGAGGCCUCUGACAAGUACAUCUUGAAUCAAAAUUAUGCUGAAGUGCAGCUGAUUAUCCAGGCGCUGACUACAAAUGAUGCUGGGGAAUAUCGCUGUCAGGCUGGGACCUGUGAGAGCAAGGCCACUCUCAGCAUUGAAGUACGUGAAGUUGAAAUCAGCAAACACUUGACAGACCUGGAAGUUGAUGAGGGUGCUGAUGCCAUGUUUGUCUGUGAGGUGAAUUAUGCUGAUGAAGACGCUCAGUGGUUCCUCAAUGACAAGCCACUUUUCAGUAAUGACCUUAACGUCAUCCAGCAUGUUGGUAAAACGCAUUCCGUUACCCUCAAGAACCUGGCACCUCAAGAUGGUGGGAAAAUCACCUUCAGCAUUAGAAAUAAGAAGGACACGGUCUGUCUGAAAGUGAAAGAAAAGAAAGCUAUUUUCCUUAAAUUGCUGGAUGAUUCAGUUGGAGAAGAAAAAGGCACAAUAACCCUGAAAUGUGAAGCCUCAAAAGCCACAGUGUCUCCUAUUUGGCGGAAAAAUGGAGCAGUCCUUUCUGCAGGCAACAAGUAUGAGCUCUUACAUGACAGCCGGAGCUUGGGUCUGACGAUCCGUGACAUCACGCAGGCAGAUGCUGGACAGUACAGCUGCGAUCUUGGCACGGAUCUUACAACGUGUACGGUUACAGUAAGAGACAUCAGCAUUGGCAUUACCAAGCGCUUGAAGUCAGUGGAGGCUAAGGCUGGCGAAAGCUGCAUGUUUGAAUGUAUUCUGUCCCGAGAAAGCUCAGAUGAGUGUUCCUGGAGCCUGAAAGGUCAACAAAUUUCUCCUGGAGGACGUUUCCAGAUUAGCAGCAAGGGGCGCAAGUAUACACUGACCAUCAAAGUUGUGACUGCAUCUGACUCGGGGGACGUAGUCUUUACACUUGGGGACUUGAACUCUAGGGCAACUUUAUUUGUUGAAGGUGAAGCCCCCAUCAUCUCCAAAGAGCUACAGGGGCUUAGAGCCACUCCAGGAGAAGAUGCUACAUUCUUAUGUGAACUAUCUCAACCUGGCUUGGAAGUCAGCUGGUUCAAGGAUGGCAAGUCCAUCCGGAAGAGCCAAAAGUGUGAGAUUAGUCAGGAGCAUAAAGUCGUGAAGCUGACUGUCCACAAUGUUACUGCUAAGGAUUCUGGUGAAUAUAGCUGUGAGAUCACUGGUGGGCUCAUCUCAAAGGCAAGGCUGGAGAUCAAAGAGUCAGUGAACAAAAUCACUCGUGAGCUGAAGGAAACCAAUGGAGAAGAAAAAGGUACUGUCAGUUUUGAAUGUGAAACAGCCCAACCAGCUGCUAAAUUCACUUGGCUGAGAGGUGCAAAGGAGAUCAAAGCAGGAGAAAAGUAUCAGAUGGUACAGAAGGGAACAAUCCUCAUUCUCACAGUGAAAGACUUGGAGAAGGCUGAUAGUGAUACAUACACAUGUGAUGUAGGAACUGCCAAGAGUGCUGCAAAGCUGUCAGUUCAAGAGCUGCCUGUCAGGUUCAAACUACAGCUGAAGAACCAAGAGGUCAUGGAGGGCGAAAAGCUUUUACUUCAUUGUGAGCUCUCAAAACCUGGCCAUGAAGUGCAGUGGAAGAAAGGAACAGAAAGUGUCAGAUCAGGAGGAAAAUAUGAAAUGAUACAAAGGGGCACCACAUUUCAACUUUAUAUCAAAGACUUGAAGCCUGAAGACAGCGCACAGUACUCUUGCGAGUGUGGGGAUCAAAGAACCACAGCAGCAAUAGUUGUGAAGGCUUUGCCAGUAAUAUUUAGGCGUGAGCUGCAGAACCAGGAAUGUGAAGAGGGCAGCAGUGUUACUCUGCAGUGCGAACUGUCAAAACCUGGAGUGUAUGUGAAAUGGAGGAAAGGAACACAAGUGCUGCAGUCUGGAGGAAAAUAUGUCAUCAGACAGACUGGCUGUUCUGUGGAGCUGAAAAUCACUGAUCUCAAACCUGAAGAUGCAGGGGAGUAUACAUGCUUGUGUGGAGACCAGAAGACCACAGCAAACAUGAAGAUCAAGGCUUUGCCAGUAAUAUUUAGAUGUGAGCUGCAGAACCAGGAAUGUGAUGAGGGCAGCAGUGUUACUCUGCAGUGUGAACUGUCAAAACCUGGAGUGCCUGUGAAAUGGAGGAAAGGAACACAAGUGCUGCAGUCUGGAGGAAAAUAUGUCAUCAGACAGACUGGCUCUUCUGUGGAGCUAAGAAUCACUGAUCUCAAACCUGAUGAUGCUGGGGAGUAUACAUGCCUGUGUGGAGACCAAAAGACCACAGCAAACAUGAAGAUCAAGGCUUUGCCAGUGGUGUUCAAGCAUGAGCUGCAGAACCAGGAGUGUAUUGAGGGAGGCAGUCUUACUCUGCAAUGUGAGCUCUCAAAACCUGGAGUCCCUGUAGAAUGGAGGAAGGGAACACAGUUACUCCAGUCUGAUGAAAAAUACCUCAUUAAGCAGACUGAUUCUAUUGUGGAGCUGAAGAUCACUGAUCUUCAGUCUGCAGAUGCUGGAGUCUAUGUCUGUGAUUGUGGGGACAAUAAGACCAUGGCCAGCAUCAAAAUCAAUGCUCUCCCAGCAGUGUUCAUUCAAGAACUAAAGAACCAGAAAGUUGUGGAGGGGAAAAGUGUCACCUGGUGCUGUGAGCUUUCUAAGCCAAAUAUACCCAUUCAGUGGCGCAAAGGUGAAGUAGAACUUUGCCCUUGUGACAAAUAUGAAUUCAAGCAAGAUGGCCACCACAUCCAGUUGGUCAUCCACAACCUUGAGCCUGAGGACUCUGGAGAAUACACUUGUGACAGCGGAGAUCAGCAAAGUACUGCAAGCCUGGAAGUUCAGGCAUUACCUGUUCUAUUUAAGACCCCUCUGAACAAACUGGAGGCUAAAGUUGGUGAAAAUACCACCUUCCGAUGUGAGCUCACUAAACCAGGUGCUACUGUUGUAUGGAGAAAAGGGAAGAAGAUUUUACAAUCCAGCGAUAAAUACCAGUUAAAACAAGAUGGAGCAGUGGUUGAACUCAUAAUCCAUGGGCUACAGGGAGGAGACUCAGGAGAGUAUUCCUGUCAUUCUGGGCAUGAAGUGACUUCUGCCCCACUCACUGUAAAGGAACCUGAUAUAACCAUUCAAACUGGAUUGAAGAGCCAUAUUGUUAAUGAAGGCGAUGAUGUGUCCUUUGAGUGCUUUGUGUCUCAAGAAAAUGCAGAGGAUGUUAAGUGGGCACUUCAGGAUGUUCCCCUCCAGAACAAUGAGAUGAAUGAAAUCCGAAUGGAGGGCAAGAAGCAUAUGCUUACCCUAAGGAAUGUAACUCAGAAAGACUCUGGCACCGUGGCGUUCCAUGUGGGUGCCCAUACCUCUUUCGCUUGUCUCACAGUGAAAGCAGUCCCUGUGGUGUCAUUUGCCAAAGAAUUGAAGAGUCAGGAGACCACAGAAGGAAACAGUGCCACACUAUGCUGUGAAACUUCAGUCUCUGAUGUGCUUGUGACCUGGAAGAAGGGCAGAAAAGUUUUGUCUGAGGGAGAAAAGUAUUCCAUUCAGAAGAGUGGUACAAUCCAAACUCUAGUGAUCCAUAAAUUAUCAGUGGAUGAUGCUGGUGAAUAUAUAUGUGAACUGCGAGACAAACAAAGCAAAGCCACCUUGACUGUCAAAGAAUGUGUACGAAUUACAAGAGAACUUAAGGAUGUAACAGUGAUGUCUGGCGAGGAUGCUGUCUUCCAUUGUGAGGUGUCCCAGACAGAAGUAACUUAUGCUGAGUGGUGGCUAGGCUCCAAUCUCCUGCAAAACAAUGACUUGAAUCAAAUCAGCUGCCAAGGGAGGGAACACAGCCUAGUUCUGAAAAUGGUCACACCUGACGAUUCAGGUGAUGUAGCCUUUGUGGUUGGCUGCGAGAAGAGUGUUGCCUGCUUGGUGGUGCAGGAGAAACCCAAAGUCCUAUUCUUAGAGAAACCUCUGGACAUAACGGCUAAAGAGGGAGAGGCAGUCACAUUGUCCUGCAUGACCUCCAACCCUGAGGCAUCUGUUACCUGGUACAGAAAUGAGGUGAUGAUUAAAGCAGGAGACAGACACCUACUCUACAAGGAUAGAGCCAUCCACCAGCUACGUAUCCUUAGGGUGACAGAAAUGGAUGCAGGGGUGUACACAUGCAAAGCUGGAGAUGCACAGAGCAGUGCCAGUCUUACUGUAAGAGGAGUACCAGCACACUUCCGCAAAGAGUUACAAAACCAGGAUGCUGUUGAAGGUGACACGAUUACCUUGCGGUGUGAGCUUUCAAAAGCAAACAUCAAUGUAGAAUGGCGUAAAGGAGGAUUAGUGCUGCAACCUGGGAAAAAAUAUGAGCUCAAACGGGAUGGCUGUAUGCAAGAGCUCCACAUCCAUGACUUGGAACCAGGAGACAGUGGCUAUUACACUUGUGAUGCUGGAGACCAGUUGACGACAGCUUCAAUUUCAGUGCAAGAGGCUGAGGUGCUCAUAGUGUCUGGUUUAAAGAACACUGAUAUCUUUGUGGGAGAGCAGGCAGUGUUCUCCUGUCAUCUGUCUCGCCGUGCUAAAGGGAGAGUCCAGUGGUGGCUGGAUGGCACCCGUUUGGAGAAUGGCCCCUUCAGUGUUAUUGGGGUGGGUGAAGACAAUAUCCAUACCCUCACCCUAAAGAACCUUGCACCAAAUGACUCUGGCAGCGUCCUGUUCAAAACGGGCAGCUUGACAUCCUCAGCAAGGCUUUUAGUGAAAGAUCCCACUGUGGAGGUGGUCAGUGCCAUGGAAGACAUCCAGGUAGCAGAGAACCAGCCAGCAGAGUUCAUCUGCCAGUACUCGCGGCCAGUCAGGGCCAUAUGGAAGCGAAAUGGGCAGCCUGUUCAACCCAAUGGCAACAGGGUAGUAGUGGAGCAGGACUGGAAUGUAGCACGGUUGUACAUUAGCCGUGUAACCCCACAGGACAUGGGUACAUACUCUUGUGAGGCUGAAGGGACCUGGGUUGAGGCACAUCUGAGGGUGCAAGCUAAACCCAUUGACAUUGUUCAAGGUCUGGAUAAUGUGGAGACUAUUGAAGGUGGAGAGGCACUUUUUGAGUGCUCCUUAUCCCACCCUGAGACCAAAGACUGCCGUUGGUUGAUUAAUGGAAAACCUGUGAAACAGUCUUCCAAAGUGGAAAUAGUUUCCUUUGAGAGUGGUCGUCGCCAUCUUUUACUGCUGAAGGACCUGCGGGCUGGUGAAAACUCUACAGUAACAUUUCAUGCCGGCACCGCUUCCACUUCUGCCCUUCUUUCAGUCAAAGGCUGGCAAUUGGAAGUGGUGAAACCCUUGGAGGAUAAGACAGCCAUUGUUGGUGAGCAGGUGGAGUUCACAUGUGUUUUGAAUGAGCCUGUGCCAGAGAAAGAUGUGAGCUGGUAUGCCAAUGGUUCUGAACUGCAGCCAGGUGACCUUUGGACCAUGAAAGUUAAGGGAUGUAAAUGCAGCCUGAUCUUAAAAAAAGCUCAAAUUCAACCACCACUGGAGAUCACCUUUGCUGCUCAGGAUGCCAUUUCAGUGGCCAAGCUAAUUACUGUGGCUGUACCUGAUCCCCCUGAAGAUCCAGAGUUGGUGAGUAAGGGACCAACAUCAGUCACAUUGUCCUGGUUCACACCUCUCAAUGAUGGGGGAAGCCCAGUCCUUGGCUACCGUGUAGAGAUGCGACAGGUGGACAGUGCACUCUGGCUGCCCUGCCAUGCAGACCCAGUGUGCAAUACUGAGUUUCUGGUGGAUAACCUUAUCCCUGGAUCAGGGUAUAGAUUCCGGGUGGCAGCUAUUAACCACACUGGCAUAGGUGAUCCCGUCCAACUUCCUCAAACUGUUAUGCUUGAUGCACCAGUGACUGUGACCAAAAAGUUAAGUAGCUCUGAGCUUCAAAAGGGUAAGAUGGCGCGUGUGGAAUGUGAGCUCUCUGCUGAGAGCAUGCCAGUCACUUGGCUAAAAGACAAUCAAGAGAUUGAGAUGGGAGUCAAGUACCAAGUGGUAACAGAGGGUAAAUCACAAGUAUUGCUCAUUAAGGAUUUCCAGCUGGCUGAUCAGGGUGUCUACACUUGUGUCGCUUCAGAGGAAGCUGAAACCUCCAUCAGUUUGAACCUUGAAGGAGAUGACACUUUGAUUUCUCAGCUCCAGCCAGAGGAAACUGGCCAGCCUAGCUUACCCCCAGAAUCUGCCUCAGAGGGUGAUCUGCAUGCUUUAUGGGAGGCUCUUGCUAAAAAGCGAAGGAUGAGCAGGGAACCCACAUUGGACUCCAUCUCUGAACUGCCAGAAGAAGAUGGUAAAGACAAGGCACAGGACCAGCAGGGUAAAGGACUGGAGAAAGAGCAGAUCAAAAGGAAGAAAAGCCCCACUGAGCUUACCUCUAAUAUCAAACCUGAACCAAAUCUGUAUACUAGCUCUGAAGAUGAGUCCAUCAGCAGGGCUCCAAGUCUAGUAUCCUACCUCAAGAAAAGCAGCAAAUCUGUCCUUACAGUGGAAAGUCAAAGUGAGGCCAUGACCUCCAAAAGGUUGCAUGAACAUUUCCAAAUGACCGAGCAAUCUGUGCAACAGACCACUGUGAACACCACAGAGAUCAGCAAGGAGGAGGAGCCAGACUUACAGGAGGCAGCUAUCAAAAUCCAGGCAGCCUUUAAAGGUUACAAAGCCAGAAAGGACAUGCGACCUGCUUUCAAAGAGGUUUUUAAGGACCAGACCAGAGAGCCUAAUGGGACAAUUCAUCUUGAAUGUGUUACAGAGGGAAAACCAGAAAAGGUUCGCUGGCUGAAGGACGGUGAGCCUCUGGCAGAUGGCAAGCAUUACCAUAUUGAUAUCUACAAUGAUGGCACUUGCUCUCUGAUUGUGACAGCUGCUACAACCAAAGACACUGGGGUAUAUACUUGCGAGGUCACAAACAAGUUUGGAGUUACCACCCACAGUGGAAAAGUGACUGUUGGAUCAUCACGAGAGUCAUCUGGUCAUCGGCCGCUUACUCUAGGCUAUAGUGCAGACAGUGAGCAUGAGAGCUCCUCUGGUAGCGAGAUGGAUGAGUCCUUACGACAGGCGAGCAAACGAUUGCGGAGACUCUUACGUACAUGCCUUCCACCAAAUGUAGAAGAGGAGCCUUUCAUCAGUGCUGAUGAGGGUAACUUACAGCCACCUGAUCCACACUCAUACCGUGAAGAUGAUCGCUAUAUCUAUAUUCGCUUUGACACCCGCAGUGAAGCUCAAGUCGCAUCCCAGCGUUUCCAGCAAAUGUUCACACAGCAAGGGGUGCCUGUAGAAACAACUAUUCUUGAAGCAGGACCUAAAGUAGAACUGUGCAUCAAAAAGAUGGGCUUCUCCCAAGAUGGUUCCCAAACCCCAACUCAAGAUAGACAACUACCUGCUUAUAUGACUGGAACCCCUGCAGCCCCAGUCUUCCUGACACAGCUCCAUAGCCAGGAGGUCCCUGAUGGGUACCCAGUGAGCUUUGACUGUGUGAUCAUCGGAAAACCCCCUCCCAGCAUACGGUGGUUCAAAGAUGGGAAAAUGCUAGAAGAAGAUGACCAUUAUAUGAUCAAUGAAGACCAGGAGGGCUGCCAUCAGUUGAUCAUUACAACUGUACAACCAUCUGACAUGGGCGUGUACCGCUGUAUGGCUGAGAAUGACAGUGGCAUCGCUUCCAGCAAGGCGGAGCUUAGGGUGGAAAUGUCUUGUAGCUCAGACUAUGACACUGCAGCUGAUGCAACAGAGACAUCCUCCUAUGUUAGUGCUAAAGGCUAUGUAUCCAGUUCUGAGCAUAGGGACACAGAGGCCUUUGAAUCUGUGGUGGAGGAUGAACAGCUUCCUCAAGUGGUGGAAGAGCUGCGUGACCUUUACCUCAGUCCAGGAGUGCCCAAUGCCAGGAUGAGUGUCAGGGUCAAAGGGUUCCCUUCACCAAGAGUUUACUGGUUCAAGGAUGGCACGCCACUGCGGCCCUCAAACAGGAUUUUGCUGUCUUCAGAGAGAGACAUGUACAAUUUAGAAAUUGUGGACGUGAAAUGUGAAGACAGUGGGGAGUAUUCUGCCUACAUCAGCAAUGCAGCUGGAUCUGCCUAUUCCUCUGCACGUAUGGUCAUACUUGGUCCAGGGGAACUAAUUCCUAAGCAUUUAAAACUCAAAGACUCAAAAGAGCCUCUGGUGCCUCCACGAUUUCUGGAGAGGUUCUGCAACAGGACGGUGAAACAGGGAUCGAGUAUUACACUAUCAGUCAAAGUGGAAGGCUCUCCAACUCCCUCCAUAAACUGGCUGAAAGAGGAACCAAUGAAGGAUGUUUUGUGGAUAAAAGCAGACACACCUGGAUACAAGGUUGCCAGCUCAGGCUGCAAGCACAGUUUGAUCUUGAUGGAUAUAAGGAAGGAACACAGUGGCACUUAUACCUGCAUUGCUACCAACUGUGCUGGCCAAACUCUUAACACUGCUUGUCUGGAUGUGGAACAUGCUGUGUCAGAGAGCAGAGUUACACCAGAAUUUUUAGGAAUUACAAUUAGCCCACCAGAAGAAGAAAGCAGAGAAGAGGCCAAGCUGGCUUACCUUGGUGGAGUAGAUACAGCAGAAUUCUUACAGAAGCUUACCUCACAAAUCACUGAGAUGGUGUCUGCCAAGAUCACUCAAGACAACUUACAGAACCAUCAAGUGCUCCAGUGGAUGAAAUCAUGGCCCAAAGUAACCACGUCCUUACGUGUGCCAGGAGCUGAUAGUGAUGAUGAGACCAAAACUCCAUCACCAUCCCCACAUCAUGGCCGCUCACGCCCUCCUUCACUAAUUGUAGACUCCUCCUCAGAGUCAGAUGAGAGUGAUGUCAGAGGAGAGAUGUUUGAUAUCUAUGUAGCAACAGCAGACUACAACCCCAUGGGACUGAGUAAUGACAGCAUUGCUCUGAAGGAGGGACAGUAUGUGGAGGUUCUGGACUCAGCUCAUCCACUUAAAUGGCUUGUACGAACUAAGCCAACCAAAAAUACACCAUCGCGCCAGGGGUGGGUUUCCCCAGCAUAUCUUGAUAAAAAACUGAAGCCUUCAGUAGAUACUGGGGAUGUUCCAGAGACCACAGGUGAAGAGGUGACUGAGGGAGAGUACAAAAAGAGGCUCUGCCAACUUAUCCAGGAACUCAUUAGCAGUGAGAAUGAGUUUGUAAGAGAGAUGGAAUUCCUUACUUCACAUCAUCUGGAGCAUAUAAUCGAUGAGCAUACCCUGCCUGAAAUUCGCAUUCACAAAGAUGUCAUCUUCCGGAACAUCAGUGAUAUCAAGACUUUCCACAGCAGCAUUCUUCUCCCUGGGCUGAAAGACUGUGACACAGAUGAUGAUGUAGCAAUGCGUUUUCUGAAAAAUACAGAAGGAUUUGAGAAUUAUCUGCAAUACUUAGUUGGCCAGACUCAAGCACAGGCCACCAUUAGUGAGAAGCCUGUCCACCAGUACUUUAAGGAAUACACAGAUUCUGACUUGGCAAAUGUGGACUCUUCGGAAGGUCCAGUACUGAGUAUCAAUAGUUAUCUCCAUAGACCACUGGAGAGGAUCCAGAAAUAUAAGGACUUCAUAAAGGAACUAAUCAGAAAUAAGGCAAGGAAUGGACAGAACUGCUGUCUUCUAGAAGAGGCCUACACACUGAUUUCUUCACUUCCUACACGCUCUGAAAACAUACACUAUGUCUCCCUCAUUGAGAACUACCCUGCCAACCUGGAAGCUUUAGGAGAGCCCAUCAGACAGGGUCCCUUCAUAGUUUGGGAAGGAGCUCCAGGAAUCAGAACAUCUUCAAGAGGUCAUCACCGUCAUGUCUUCCUCUUCAAAAACUAUGUCAUCAUCUGCAAGCAGAAACGAGACACAAACACAGACUUCCAAGCAUACACGUUCAAAAACAUGAUGAAGCUCACCAACAUUGAUGUAAAUGAGACUGUGGAAGGUGAUGAAAGAGCAUUUGAGAUAUGGCAUGAGCGUGAAGAUUCUGUCAGGAAGUACACAAUGCAGGCACGCACAGUCAUGAUCAAGAACUCCUGGCUGCGUGACCUUCGCAACCUCCAACAACGCUACAGCAUGCCAACAUGGAGUCCACCAGAUUUUGAUGCAGUGUUGACUGAUUGCACAGCAGAGCUGGGACAGACAGUUAAACUGGCCUGCAAAGUCACAGGAUCACCCAAACCUGUUGUGACAUGGUUCAAAGAUGGUCGGGCUGUGGAGGUAGACCCUCACCACAUCAUCAUUGAGGACCCGGAUGGCUCCUGCACACUCAUUUUGGAUAACAUGACUGCGGAAGACUCAGGCCAGUACAUGUGCUUUGCCUCCAGCUCUGCAGGAAAUGCCAGCACUCUGGGAAAGAUAACUGUGCAAGUGCCACCACGCUUUGUGAAUAAGUUGAGGAAUGCUGCAUUCAUUGUAGGAGAGGAUGCUCAGUUUACUUGCACAAUACAAAGUGCUCCCAGCCCAAAAAUAAGGUGGUUUAAGGAUGGCAAAUUGCUUACAGAUCAGGAAAAGUAUCAAACAUACAGUGAACCUCUCAGUGGAGUACUGGUUUUGGUUAUUAAGAACCCUGGAGAGAGAGACUUGGGACAUUAUGAAUGUGAGCUGUCUAACCGCCUUGGCAGCAGUAAGUGUGCAGCAGAUCUUGUCUUUCCUACACUGGCAAUGGCAGGAGACCAAGCCAUCACUAUUGAAGUAACAGAGCAGGAGACCAAAAUACCGAAGAAAACCAUAAUCAUAGAGGAGACCGUCACCACCGUUGUGAAGAACACUCGAAUGAAACGUCACCUGUCUCCUCGACCAUCCUCCAUGGGAGUGUACCGCUCAGAGGCUUCCACUCCUGAGCUCCCUAGACAGAGACGUACAGCAUCUAGAAAGCCUGUACCCACCCUUUAUGUUACAGAGCCUGAGGGGGCAUCAUCCAAGAACCCCAAAUGGGUGGAAGUGGAAGAGAUUAUUGAGUAUAAAGUCAAUAGGUCUCCAAAGUUACCCAGGAGAAGAGGUGCUUCACCCAGCAAGAGACAGCCACCAGAUAACCCUAAUGCUAACAACUCUAACAACAAAUUAGUGGAAGCGCUGCAAAUGUCAGUAGCCAAUGUGGACUCACUAAGUUUGUCUUUUAACAGUGGAGGGAAUGUAACACUGAAUGAGUCCAACAGCAUGUUAGGAUUGGAUUCUACUGAUGGUAUAUAUUUUGAACAGUCAUGUGCCUUGGUGGAAACAGACAGAGAAAGUGGUACUGAUACAGCUAUAAGUGAAGGAAGUCAGGUAUUCACCCUGGAAGAGCUGGAGGAUUAUGUCCCUAAAGAGGGUGAGACAUUUUGUUGCUCCUCAGACUCACAGAUGCAUUUCGAAAAACCAUGUGAAAUUGUUGUUCUACAGAGAGAGAUUAAUGAAGUUGGACAACCUAUCCUGCUAAAUGUGGGACGUCCUGUGGCAACGCCAAAAUCCUUUACAGGAUUACUCAGUCGCUUUAAGGAGCAUUUCUGUAAUGUAUUCGGCACCAAUGUUGAGUCAACAGGAGAAAAGAUUAUACCCACCCAUUUUAGUAAGGUGUCUUACAGUCAGUCUACAUUCAGUGCAGAAUCAUCCAGAAAUAAUGGAAAGCUUGAAAUAAAUCCGAGGUACUGCUUGGAGGUACAGAGAGAGGGGGGUGGGGAUCAGCAGACCUUUAGAACCAAAAAAAUCUCUGCGAAAACAUAUGGCUAUACAGCAAUUGGACAAUCACUUACUCUUAAAGUCACGAAGAAUAACCAGUAAAAAUAACCAGUAAAAAUAAUAGAAUUGCUAAAAUCACAAAUUACUGAUUAGAAAUCACAAACCUAGACGUAGAGAAUUUGUCUUAAUGGGGAACAUUUCUGUAUAGUGUCCUUGCAUGAAUGUAAAGAAUCAUUUUAAUUUUGAAAAAAGGUUUAUGCAAAUGGCUGAUCAUUCCAACAUUUUCUAAAUAUUCUGAAAGCCAGUAUAUGGGCAAAAAUUGGGCAAGAUAAUUGUGCAGUGGCUUCCACACAAUGUGUCAGCACAUUUAAAUGGUCACGUAACAGUCUCUUUGCAAAAAAGCACCUAUUAAAAAAACUGCUGUGCCAACAUUUGCCUUCAUUUAUCAAAACUACAUAGUAAGACUUAUGAAUGAAGUUUAUAAAAGGAUUGCAUAUUACUACAAUCUUUUAUCCAAAACACUGAAUAUUUGUCAAUUGUGUGCAAGCACGUUGUACAUAUUGCUAAAUAGUGGGGGCUGAUAAACACAAGUUUGUCCAUGGCAGUCAAAUAAAGAAGCACCCUCAAAAGGGGUAUUUUUGACUUUUUUCCAUUUAUCAUGAAAUUAUGGACCCACCUGUAUUUGUAAAGAGCACAGGUCUAUGGAGAAUGAAUAUGUAUUAUUUAGAAAUUAUUUACAAACCAUACAUUGUGGAAAAAAUAAAUAAUUUGAAUGAUAUGAAAAUGGUCAGAAAAUAAAACAUGCCACGUUCUUUGAGUGAUACCAUAGAAGAACCACCUUCCCCCAUUUUAAGAAAGAGAUUAGGGAGUGUGAAGAACCUUUUAAAGGUUUAAAGUACUCUUCUAAUUUUGAUUAUAUACUCCUUUACUAAUAAUUUACCUUUUGUGGAGGGUCUUUACACUUUAAAUGUCCAAAAGGUUCUUCACUCACAAAUCUCACACAAUUGGUUCUCUGAAGAGCCAUCUAUCAAAAGAUUUUUAGGGAACAAAAUGUGGUUCUUCUAUGUCAUCAGACAAAGAACCAUGUUUGGCACCUUUAUGGCUUCAACUAUUAUUAUAACAGUUACAACUUUUUUUUAAACUUUUCAGACUAAAAAUAGUAGUUGGAAUGAUUCAUGCUUAUAUUUUCCUUUUGCUUAGGUGCAUUUACUCUUGUUGCAUUUCACUUAUUCUGUUCCCCUUGUUGUGCAUAUGCAUGGUCAGAACUUUGUGUGCAAAUUCCAGUUGUAUGACUGUAACAUAUUUGUAAUCUAUAUGCAAGGCCAUGGUUGGUGAAACUGAACAAAAUCUUCAUAAAAUAACUACACUUAAAUUCUAAGUUUUGUAGUGUAUGAGAAUAAAUGAGUUUGAAACUGCUUUUCUAUGCCAUACUUGUGUAACUUUAACGUUAAUGUGCUGCACAGUUGUCAUUUUGUUUACUCUUGGCACUAAAUACCUUAAACAUCUUGAUAAAGUUACAGAAGACAAAAAAAACCCAACUGCACCUAACUGGAAUAAAUUAUUUCAGUAUGUGAUAUCAAUGAAUAGUACAUUCAAUUAUAAAAGUCACUGCAUCUGACCUAGAUUUAUUUAACUUUGUUUCUUAGGUAACAUGUAUUACCUAACUACAGCUGCAUCUUGCAUGUAACUAAAGAUGGAUGUCAAUGAUGUAUGUGUGAAAUAGACAGCAAGACACUUCUGUGUGAACAUUUGUUUGAAAGAAACAAGUUAACUGUUGAUGACAAGCACAGUCUGCUUUGGAGUGUCUAGUUGUAAAUGAGGUUUUCUGAAUCUGAAUAAAACAUGUAUCUUGCCAAAUUAGA
Molecule: messenger RNA, 21966 nt
Organism: Pygocentrus nattereri (red-bellied piranha)
Lineage: Eukaryota; Metazoa; Chordata; Actinopteri; Characiformes; Serrasalmidae
Gene: obscnb
Product: obscurin, cytoskeletal calmodulin and titin-interacting RhoGEF b
Molecular function (GO): guanyl-nucleotide exchange factor activity; protein binding
Source: RefSeq, a predicted model, not a curated record